AUGAGAAACCGAAUAGAAGAAAAGUUCCUCGAGUUCUACGAGAGUUGGAUUUUCCAACUUGAGCAAUACCUUCAUCAACUUUUAAUUGCUCAUAACAAUAAAAACAACACUAUGAGUGAGAUUGAGCUUCGAGGUUUGAUCUCAAAGCUAACUACACAUCACAAAGCUUACUACACUGCUAAAUGGGCAGCUAUAGGAGAAGAUGUUUUAGCUUUAUUUGGACCGGUUUGGCUAAACCCGUUAGAGAAAGCUUGUUUUUGGUUAACCGGAUGGAAACCGUCAACGGCGUUUAGGAUGGUUGAGAGGCUGAGGAAAUCGACGGUGGUUCUUGUGGAGGCUCAAGUGAAGAAAUUGGAGGAGCUUAGAGUUAAGACAAGGUUCGAGGAAGAAAAGAUUGACAGAGAGAUGGAACGGUAUCAGGUUGCUAUGGCUGAUCGGAAGAUGGUGGAGCUCGCGAGGCUUGGAUGUCACGUGAAUAGUGGUGGCGGCGGAGGAGAGUCUAUGGUGGUCGUGGAGGCGGCGGUGAAGGGUUUGGCGAUGGGGCUUGAGAAAAUGGUGAAAGCGGCCGAUUGCGUGCGCCUGAAAACGCUUAAGGGUAUUUUGGACAUUUUAGCUCCGCCGCAAUGCGUUGAGUUUUUGGCAGAGACGACUGCGUUUCAGGUUCAGUUACGCCGGUGGGGAAACGAAAGACACAAUCAAUGA
This is a messenger RNA of Arabis nemorensis, 702 nucleotides long. Lineage: Eukaryota; Viridiplantae; Streptophyta; Magnoliopsida; Brassicales; Brassicaceae. The record is from the annotation of a GenBank genome assembly.